UUCCGGCAAAAUGCUAUAUAGAUUAUAACUGCCAAUGGUGUUUUAUGUCAUUUCCGUCAACACAUAAAACACAUCAAUUUAGCUAAUUUUCUAAGAAGUUUAGCUUUUACCCUGAGAAUUGAAUUACGUAAAUGUCAAAAGACAGUCGCAACGAUGGACGACGGCGUGGCCAGCACCGAUUCGGUAUUAGAAUUGGACAAGGCGGGGACGGGAGGGAGAGGUCUGGCAGCAACAGCUCAGGGUCCUCGCAUGGAGGAGGAAAAAGCAGGAAUACUCCAAUAACCGUUGCCUUGAAGGCAUCCUUUCGGCGGUCAAACAGCCAUGACAAGGUGAGGAAGAUUGUGGCAGAAGAGGGCCGUGCUGCGAGAAAUCUCAUUGCCUGGAGUGUUCCUCUGGAGAACAAAGAGGAGGAAGGGAAGUCCAAGACUCAUACAAAUGCCAAUUUGAGGAAUCAGAGAAUUAACUCUGGACUGCAUAGAAAUAAGAAACAGAAUACAGGGCUGGAAAACAAGAGCACAGCCGGGGCCUUGCUUGACAAGGGAGCAGAAAAGAGUCCCACCAAAGCCAGGCAGCCGCGCAAGGUGGACCUGCGAGCACGAUACUGGGCCUUCCUCUUCGACAACCUGCGGCGGGCAGUGGAUGAGAUCUAUGUCACCUGUGAAUCUGAUCAGAGUGUGGUGGAGUGUAAGGAGGUGCUGAUGAUGUUGGACAACUAUGUGCGGGACUUUAAAGCUCUGAUUGACUGGAUCCAGCUGCAGGAGAAGUUGGAGAAAACAGAUGCCCAGAACAGACCCACGUCUUUGGCUUGGGAAGUGCGUAAGAUGUCCCCAGGUCGUCAUGUGAUGCCCAGCCCCUCAUCUGACAGGAUUGUCCACUCACCUAGUGGUCGCCGCGCCCUUAACUUUGGUGGUCCUAAACCCACACUGGCCGUAGCUCGUCUGUCCCACACGGGCCCCAGCUGGGCUGACCGGGUCAAGUCCUCCCAGUCCCUUCCUGUCCCCAGCCAAGUCAACAACUAUCCCGCAGAGAAACCAGGUAAGAAGGACUCUGAGGGUUGGGAGACAGUACAGCGUGGGCGUCCGGCACGGCCUCGCUCUGCCGCCAUCGUAGCAAAGGUCAGCCCGGUGCUGGCCCACAUCAGCCCUAAAGAUGAUAUCAACAAGGAGAACCAGCAGCCCCCUGGCAGGCCCUGCCCCCUGGACAAAGACGAGGGUCAGUGUGAACAACCAAUCCCUGAGGAGCCUGACCCCCUGGAGGAGAUGACAGGAGACUCAGAGAAGGGUCACAUGAUGGAGCCCCCAUCAGACAGUGCGCAAGACUCGGGGCAGUGUGUCAACGCACCCUGUGAGGACGCGCCUCCCCCCAUACCAGCCCCUACCCUUUACCUUACCCAGGACCCAGACCCUAUGAUAUUCCUAGCCUUAUCCCUACCAGUCCCUGCCCUAGUUCUCCCUCCAUCCCUAGACCCGGCCCACACGGACGGGCCCUGUGCUCUGGGGGACAAGGGGACUGCGGGGGGCACGUCACAGGGCAUGGAAACAUCUGCUCCAGAACUGGCUGAGGCUCCCAUGGCAGCGGUGAAACUGGAGAGUGUGCUGGACCCCAAAGAGCUUUCCACUCCCCAGUCCAUGGCAGAGGUCCUGGCAAAGAAGGAGGAGCUGGCUGACCGCCUGGAGAAGGCCAACGAGGAGGCUAUCGCCAGCGCCAUCGCUGAAGAGGAACAGCUGACCAGAGAGAUCCAGGCUGAGAACAAUGACCUGGAGACUGACAAUGAGAGUGACUUCUCUGCCAGCAUUGGCAGUGGAGGUGGAUUCAACAUGGAUUGGAGUGACAUGCUAGCCGACUAUGACGCGCGGGAGCCGUGGCGUCAGAGCACCUCCUGGGAGGAUAUCGUGGAGGAGGAGCCUUCCAGACCACCUGGCCAUGGAAUCCACAUGCACGAGAAACUGUCCUCCCCAUCUCGCAAAAGAACCAUCGCAGAGUCUAAGAAAAAACAUGAAGAGAAGCAGCUGAAGGCCCAGCAGCUCCGAGAUAAACUGCGAGAUGAGAAGACCCACAAACUGCAGAAGCUCCUGGAGAGGGAGAAGGAGGUCACGAAAUGGAAGGAGGAGUUGUUGGACCAGCGGCGGAGGAUGAUGGAGGAGAAGUUACUCCAUGCCGAGUUCAAGCGGGAGCUGCAGCUCCAGGCCAUAGUAAAGAAGGCUCAGGAGGAGGAGGCCAAGGUGAAUGAGAUAGCAUUCAUCAACACUCUGGAAGCUCAGAACAAGAGGCACGAUGUGCUGGCCAAGCUGAACGAGUAUGAGCAGCGCCUAAACGAGCUGCAGGAGGAGAGAGGCAGGAGACAGGAGGAGAAGCAGGCCAGAGACGAGGCUGUACAGGAGCGUAAGCGGGCUCUGGAGGCAGAGCGGCAGGCACGGGUGGAGGAGCUGCUGAUGAGGAGGAAGGAGCAGGAGACACGCAUCGAGCAGCAGAAGCAGGAGAAAGAGAGGGCCAGGGAAGACGCUGCACGAGAGAGGGCCAGAGACAGAGAGGAGCGUCUGGCUGCCCUCAGCGCUGCUCAACAGGAGGCCAUGGAGGAACUGCAGAAGAAGAUCCAGAUGAAGCAUGAUGAGAGCAGUCGCAGGCACAUGGAGCAGAUUGAACAGAGGAAGGAGAAGGCAGCAGAACUCAGCAGUGGCAGACAUGCCAACACUGACUAUGCCCCCAAACUGACACCGUAUGAGCGCAAGAAACAGUGCUCCUUGUGCAAUGUUGUGAUCACCACGGAAGUGCACCUGUACAGCCACACCAAGGGCAAGAGGCACCAGCAGGCCGUGAGAGACUGCAGCAGCAUCCAGGGCCGGGAGCUCUCAGACGAGGAAGUGGAGCAUCUUUCCUUAAAGAAGUACAUAGUGGACAUUGUGAUGGACAACACUGUCUCCUCUGAGAGUGUGAAGGACGGAGAAGAGAGGCAGAAGGCACGCAAGAAGGCAAAGAAGCUCCGCACACGCAUGAACUCCAGGGCAAAGGAGUAUGAGACGGCAAUGGAGGCAAAGACAGUCCCCGACUCCCCAUACAAGGCCAAGCUCCAGCGUCUGGUGAAGGACUUGGUCAAGCAGCUCCAGGGCCAGGACAGUGGUCAGUGGGCCAACACCAGGGUGUCAGGCCUGGAUAGAACCCUGGGAGAGAUCUCCCGCAUCCUGGAGAAACAGAACAAUGAAGAUCAAGUGGCAUUCCAGGUGGGAGGGGGACUUUCUACUCUGGAACAGAUUCUGCAGGUAGUCACUGCAACCUCCACCCCCACCGCAGUCUCACGCAUUCCAAUCAAGUCUCUAUGUGCUGCUAUAAACACCUACUAUCUAGCAUGCUCUCGCUGCCACCUCAACUGCACAUAUGUUAUCUACAGCAACAAGAUAGCCUUCCUCAUGGACCUGCUGCUACAUCAGCUUACACUGUUCGUCCCAGAUGAAGACAAGACCAUAUUUGGUCGCAGUGUGAACAAGCAGGUGUUUGAGGGACUGACCACCGGCCUGCUGCAGACCAGCGCCACUGUCCUGAGCCUUCUCUGUCCCUAUGUCCCUGACUGUGGCCGCGGGGACGCCCCUCGCAUCAUGUCACCAGACACCAAGACCUCCCCUAUAGAGCCCUUCAACACCCGCGCCCAGGACCUCAUCAGCUAUGUGGUAAACAUGGGUCUGAUUGAUAAGCUGUACAGCUGCUUCCUGUCUGUCCAGGGCCCAGUGGACGAGAGCCCCAAGAUGUCUGCCUUCCUCCAGCAGGCCACCGCUCUACUGCACGCCAUGUGUAAGCUGUGCUUCGCUGUGACCGGCCGCUCUCCCAGUAUAUUUGACAACAAGCGUACAGACCCCACAGGGCUGACGGCCCUGCUGCAGUCCACAGACCUGGUGGGUGUGGUACACACUCUGUACUGCAUCCUGCUCCACAGCUCCGCCCUGCCUGAGCCGGCUGCCCAGGGCCCACAGGAGCCCUACGCCCCAGGGGUCAUCCAGGUGGCCCUAACGGGCCUCCGCUUCCUCAACAGCUUCGCCCUGCUCGACCUGUCUGCCUUCCAGACUGUUCUAGGUGCCGAGGGCCUGUCCCUUGCUUUCCGCCACAUAGUGAGCUCCCUGCUGUGGUACUGCUCUCAGCACUCAUCUGAAGAGCUGCUGCAGGAAGUCAUCAUCUGUGUGGGCUACUUCACCGUCAACCACCCUGACAACCAGGUGAUAGUGCAGUCUGGCCGCCAGCCUAACGUGCUGCAGAAACUUUGUCAGCUACCCUUUCAGCUACCCUUCCAGUACUUCAGCCACCCGCGCCUCAUCAAAGUGCUCUUCCCUUCACUCAUAUCAGCCUGCUACAACAAUCCCCAGAACAAGGUUAUCCUGCAGCAGGAGAUGAGCUGUGUGCUACUGGCCACAUUCAUACAGGAUGGUGCCUCACGUGAGAACCAUCCAGACAACAGAAUGCAACAAGGAGACAGAGUCUCUCAGCCACUGGAUUACUGUGAGCUGUCCGACCGCUUUCCCAGAGACCAAUGGGAAUCAGCACUGCAGUUCUUCCUCAAGAAGCAGGAGGACUAAACCAGAAUUGCAUGCCGACCUCUAACACGCACAUAUGCAUGAAAAACACUACAAAGUAGAAACCGACACUUAACCCUCCAUUCUACACUACAUACUUUCCCAUUUAGUUUUGAAGUCUGCAUAUGGGCAUAUUCUUUAAAAAUGCAGUCUUAGCCUUCCCAAAACUCUUGAAUUCCUAGAAGACGAGGGAUAAAUCCUAACUUGAGAUGCACAUGUAUAACUAAAAUGUUUGUGCAAGUCAUCCAUCGAUGUCCAUGGGCGAUUUGCACGAAAGUUUGAGUUGGAAGUGAGUAUCUUGUGUAUUUUACCGUGAGUCACGCACAAUAAUUAUGUUCCUUGUCCAACCAAGUCAUUUGCUAUCGUGUUGUUUCUAUUGUGGAUAGAAUGGCAACGUAGCAGAAGAGAGCAGAGAAUCAAAAGCACUCUCAUAAUGGUUAGAUUACAUAACAUAUGUAAUGCAUCAAUAAUAAGGUGUACUACUGUGUACUUCCUGUUAAUUCCUUUUAAUAUUUUCAUAUACAGUUAAGAUGUGAAUGACCUGAUCAGAAUAUUUUUUUCCCUAUAGUUAUUUUAUAUGCGUUGGGCAGUUUUGUACUUCAAUAUGUAAGUUACAUAGUCUAUAUGUGUUUAUUCUGUACAUUUUAGAUUUGCUCUAGUAAGAGCUGUCCUGAUUUCAAGUACAAAUGUUUCCCUUGUUCUUGCCUUUAUGCUGUGAAGAACUUACAAAAUAUAAUUGAUUUAGUAAAUUACAUUUUUAUCCCAUUUAAUAAAUAAUUUAUUAUUAGGCGUCA
Molecule: messenger RNA, 5350 nt
Organism: Oncorhynchus gorbuscha (pink salmon)
Lineage: Eukaryota; Metazoa; Chordata; Actinopteri; Salmoniformes; Salmonidae
Product: S phase cyclin A-associated protein in the endoplasmic reticulum-like
Exons: 31
Coding region: 132-4559 (1475 amino acids)
Molecular function (GO): nucleic acid binding; zinc ion binding
Source: RefSeq, a predicted model, not a curated record